Messenger RNA from Orycteropus afer afer, 2322 nucleotides. It is a transcript of the gene RBM25, whose product is annotated as RNA binding motif protein 25. Bases 1 to 2322 code for a protein of 773 amino acids. NCBI's taxonomy places the organism in Eukaryota, Metazoa, Chordata, Mammalia, Tubulidentata, Orycteropodidae. The record is from RefSeq and is a predicted model, not a curated record. Gene Ontology annotation, molecular function: mRNA binding. The transcript is spliced from 17 exons. Gene Ontology annotation, cellular component: spliceosomal complex. Gene Ontology annotation, biological process: mRNA processing; regulation of alternative mRNA splicing, via spliceosome.
AUGUCCUUCCCCCCUCAUUUGAAUCGCCCUCCCAUGGGAAUCCCAGCACUUCCACCAGGGAUCCCACCCCCACAGUUUCCUGGCUUUCCUCCACCUGUACCGCCAGGGACUCCAAUGAUUCCUGUGCCAAUGAGCAUUAUGGCUCCUGCUCCAACUAAAAGUAGGGGCAAACUUAGAGCCUUUGGAUUCUGUGAGUAUAAGGAGCCUGAAUCUACCCUCCGUGCACUCAGGUUAUUGCAUGACCUGCAGAUUGGAGAGAAGAAGCUGCUUGUUAAAGUUGAUGCAAAGACAAAAGCACAGCUUGAUGAAUGGAAAGCAAAGAAGAAAGCUUCUAAUGGGAAUGCCAGGCCAGAGACGGUCACUACUGAUGAUGAAGAAGCCUUAGAUGAAGAAACAAAGAGAAGAGAUCAGAUGAUUAAAGGGGCCAUUGAAGUUUUAAUACGUGAAUAUUCCAGUGAACUCAACGCCCCCUCACAGGAAUCUGACUCUCACCCCAGGAAGAAGAAGAAGGAGAAGAAGGAGGACAUUUUCCGCAGAUUUCCAGUGGCCCCACUGAUCCCUUAUCCACUCAUCACUAAGGAGGAUAUAAAUGCUAUAGAAAUGGAAGAAGAUAAAAGAGACCUGAUAUCCCGAGAGAUCAGCAAAUUCAGAGACACACACAAGAAACUGGAAGAAGAGAAAGGCAAAAAGGAGAAAGAAAGACAGGAAAUUGAGAAAGAACGGAGAGAAAGAGAGAGGGAGCGUGAAAGGGAACGAGAAAGGCGAGAACGGGAACGAGAAAGGGAAAGAGAACGUGAACGAGAAAAGGAGAAGGAACGGGAGCGGGAACGAGAACGGGAUAGGGAUCGUGACCGGACGAAAGAGAGAGAUCGAGAUCGGGAUCGAGAGAGAGAUCGUGACCGAGACCGAGAAAGGAGCUCAGAUCGUAAUAAAGAUCGAAGUCGAUCAAGAGAGAAGAGCAGAGAUCGUGAAAGGGAACGGGAGCGAGAAAGAGAGAGAGAGCGGGAACGGGAAAGAGAACGGGAGCGAGAGAGAGAGCGAGAAAGGGAGCGGGAGAGAGAAAGAGAGAAAGACAAGAAACGGGAUCGAGAAGAAGAUGAAGAAGAUGCAUAUGAACGAAGAAAACUUGAAAGAAAACUCCGAGAGAAAGAAGCUGCUUAUCAAGAGCGCCUUAAAAAUUGGGAAAUCAGAGAACGGAAGAAAACGCGGGAAUAUGAGAAAGAGGCUGAGCGAGAAGAAGAACGAAGAAGAGAAAUGGCAAAAGAAGCUAAACGACUAAAAGAAUUCUUAGAAGAUUAUGAUGAUGAUAGGGAUGAUCCUAAGUAUUACAGAGGAAGUGCUCUUCAGAAAAGGUUGCGUGAUAGGGAAAAGGAAAUGGAAGCAGAUGAGCGUGACAGAAAGAGAGAGAAGGAAGAGCUGGAGGAAAUUAGGCAGCGCCUUCUGGCAGAGGGACACCCAGACCCAGAUGCAGAGCUCCAAAGGAUGGAACAAGAGGCCGAGAGGCGCAGGCAACCACAGAUAAAGCAAGAACCAGAAUCUGAGGAAGAAGAAGAAGAAAAGCAAGAAAAAGAAGAAAAACGAGAAGAACCCGUUGAAGAGGAAGAAGAACCAGAGCAAAAGCCCUGUCUUAAACCUACUCUGAGACCCAUCAGUUCAGCCCCAUCUGUUUCCUCUGCCAGUGGCAAUGCCACCCCCAACACUCCUGGGGAUGAGUCUCCCUGUGGAAUUAUUAUUCCUCAUGAAAAUUCACCUGAUCAACAACAACCUGAGGAACAUAGGCCAAAAAUAGGACUUAGUCUUAAACUGGGUGCUUCCAAUAGUCCUGGUCAACCUAAUUCUGUGAAGAGAAAGAAACUCCCUGUAGAUAGUGUCUUUAACAAAUUUGAGGAUGAAGACAGUGAUGAUGUACCUCGAAAAAGGAAACUGGUUCCCUUGGAUUAUGGUGAAGAUGAUAAAAAUGCUGCCAAAGGCACUGUAAAUACUGAAGAGAAGCGCAAGCACAUUAAGAGUCUUAUUGAGAAGAUCCCCACAGCCAAACCUGAGCUCUUUGCCUAUCCCCUCGAUUGGUCUAUUGUGGAUUCUAUACUGAUGGAACGACGAAUUAGACCAUGGAUUAAUAAGAAAAUCAUAGAAUACAUAGGUGAAGAAGAAGCUACAUUAGUUGAUUUCGUUUGUUCUAAGGUUAUGGCUCACAGUUCACCUCAGAGCAUUUUAGAUGAUGUUGCCAUGGUACUUGACGAAGAAGCAGAAGUUUUUAUAGUCAAAAUGUGGAGAUUAUUGAUAUAUGAAACAGAAGCCAAGAAAAUUGGUCUUGUGAAGUAA